GCUAUCCGAGCAAAGAGGACCCUCAGUGACGUCACGACCAAAAGUUCCACUUUGAUGGCGUUGAGAGUCUGCUCGUUCACGCCUCUUUGAUGGGAGCGCGCCUUACCGGGUGGGGGAGUCUCUGGCUGGCGACGUCACGGCAACACGCUGGUGUCAGGCGCGAGUCGCGUUGACAUUCAAGGCACGGACCGAGCACAACACGCGCGGCAGACACGUUCGUUCGAUCAGGCUCAACUGAAAAGGCGAUGGCUUCUGUGAGUGUGGUGGGCCAGCACCCGGACCAGCACAGGCUCGACUCGGAACCCUUGCUCCGUUUCUUUAAACCGGCUGCCGGGAGGAAGAAAAUCACUCUGUCGAGGAAGUCUUCGUGGGAGAAAAUGAUGUUGAGGAGAUGCGUCUCCGUCACCGCCCCGAACCAUGCCGGGACGUGCCACUCGGCUGCUGGACCGGCGGAUGAAACCGGGACGUGUCGUGGAGCCUCGUCUGCCCCCGCGUCGCCACGUAGCCCGGACCCGGCCAGACACCAUCGAGGCGGCGAGCACUCCGACUGGCGCUGCCCGGGCACGAGAGAGCCCCACGCCGGGUUCGCGGUCGCCGGCUGCGACGCGGGGGCUGCGCUCCCGAGUUCCCCCGCCGAUGUCAGGGGCAGCACGCCGCUCGCCGCCGCCUCUACACGCCACCGGCAACGGUUUCUGCACGGCGGGUGCGACUUUCGCAACAAAUAUGUUGGACACCAGAGCUCAACCUGCGCCCCUGCUGAGAACGGGGGUCUCCCUCUGGAACGUCUGACGCAAGGCAGGACCGGAGUGGUGAGACUGGCCCGCACCGAGCCUCCCCGCAGGGAGGCCUGGGCCAUCUUUCCGCGGGGCUCGGCAGACAAGGGUGCGGGACACCGCUUCGAAGCCAAGGCGCUUACCCAGGACUGGUGUGACGCCUGCAGUCGCCAGAUCACCGCACAGGCCCUCGAGUGUCAAAACUGCACGUACACCUGCCAUCUGGAGUGUGAAAGACAGGUCCAGCUGGACUGCAACCAGAGGGACAAUGUGCCUGAAGAAACUCUUUUUCCCAGACCCCACCGCUCCACAGGAGAACACAAGAAGAGUGAGGCAAAGGCGGAAGAGGCAGGAGGUGUAAAAGACCUUCCAGAUGAAGAGGUGUCCAAAAGGAUAGAAGAAUACAACUCACGGGUAUCAGAGAAUGGCAUGAAACUGGCUUCUGACGGCUCUUACACAGGUUUCAUCGAAGUCCAUCUGAGGCUCAGUCGACCCGUCACAGUUCCCGCUGUCGAGGUGCAGGUCCCCAGAGGCCCCGGUGGAUCACAGUCACAGGGUCAAGACCGUGGGCAGGGUGAGGACAGAACCUCCUCCUACCUCCCAUGUGACUGCGUCAAGCAGCUGCACAUCAGCUCUACGACAACCACCAGAGAGGUGAUCCAGGGCUUGCUGAAGUUCAUGGUGUUGGACAACCCUUGCAAGUUUGCCUUGUACAAACAGACACAUCGUGAUGGACAAGAUUUGUUCCAGAAACUUCCUCUGUGUGAGCGUCCUCUUCUUCUGAGACUGAUUGCAGGGCCUGACCCCGAGCAGCUCAGUUUUGUCCUCAAGGAAAACGAGACUGGAGAAGUUGAGUGGCACGCCUUCUCCGUCCCGGAGCUCCAAAACUUCCUGGUGAUUCUGGAUAAAGAAGAGGCAGAGCGUGUGCGAGCAGUGGAGUCAAAAUAUACAAUGUACAGACGCAAGCUACAGCAAGCUCUACAACAACACGACCCCUGACCUCCUCACUUGGUGCCGUGUGACCUCAAAGCAGGGAGAGAUUUGACCCUUUCAACACUGAAGGCCCACCCUCGUCCCCCCUCCAAGGCCCCGCGAUCCAAUCAGAGAGCUCUGAGAUGGAGCCGAGCUCGUCUCCACAUACACAAACAAACAAAGCCUUUCUCAGGACACAUUGUACUCCUCUUCCGCCAUCUUUGAGGAGCUCCAGGAGACUUUAAGGGGUGUUGGAACUUCUGCAAAAACACAGCUGGGAUGGCAGUGUUUAAUUGCAUUUAAAAUGACCUUCUCUCCUUCUGCCACUGCUGCUACUGCAAAGUGUUACUUAUGCAUGUGUCUCUCUCAGCUCAUCCCCACACAUACUUACAGCACUGCUGACCACCCAUGUAGAAUGAUAAAAUAGAACGCAUGGUUCCCUUUUCAGCAUCUCUUCGGAAUAAAAGGACAAUCAUAACAAACGUUUGUUUUCUUGAAAUGUUGGCUCUGAUUUACAAGAUUCAGGUGGUCGUUUUGUCGCUUGAAUCCAUGACGUGGACUUAUGAGGAUGGUGUUUGGGUUAUCUUGUUGAAUAAAGAACACAGCUUUAAAAAGAAUCCAAUACUCCAUCCUAGCAUUCGGUAUUCCUACUUCAGCAAGUCGAUAAGGUGAUGAACGAGAAACAGCAUCCUUCCGUGGGACAAAUGUCUGAGCUUCGCAUGCAAAUGAAGCCAUUUUGUGACUCGGAAACACGGUUUUGAUGUUUGCCCCCAAACUCGGAGCAACACAUCCAGCAUGGUGAUUUGAAAAUCUGGCAAAUACAUUAGGAUGCUCUUUCAAUUUGAGAACGGCACACACACACCGAGCAGCCGCAACAUGAGGUGCAGUGGUCCAUUUAAGAGCUUUAUCAAAAUGGAUUGACACUGUCAGAGAGCGGUUUAUUUAACAGUGGUUUCUAGUGUGGUUGUUCUGCAGCAUGCGGCCUCAUAAUCAGAGUCCAAUGACACGUAAUUAUUGAAUCACAAGUGGUUGUGAAAAUACCGUAACUGCUGUUUUUUCCACUCAACAGUACCAGUUCAGUGAGACUGCACACCUUGCUUUUGGGACUGGAAAAACACAAACAAAAACAACAUCAUAUCAGAUAUUGAUUGUCUCCCGUAUUUAUAAAUUCAAUUCAAGAGGAUCCUGUGGGCAGCAGGGAAAUGAACCACCGCAGAAAAGUAGACCGCUGAGUCUCGUAUAGUACUGCGGGGUCCGGAACUGAGGCAUAAUGAAGCAAGAUCGAAUUAGCCUGUGGUUGUAUGCAUCCUAGAAUGUGCUGGGGCUGUCCAAGUACAAUUUGCAAGAGAGGAAAGCUAUCAGUACUAGAGAGUAGAGCCAUAGAGGUACAGCACUUACUUUGCAUGGCAAAUGGGGCAAAUUGCUUAAAAGCGAACAUGCAAGUAACUUCUAUGUAAAUUAAAAGGAAAGCAAAAAUCAUAAAGGUUAUGUACCAAUGAUGGGUUUGUGAUGCAUACAGUAUGUGAUACAAUAAGUAUACACUGGAAAAUGACAGUUUGUUGUUAGAAUGAAUAUCAUUCUUUUGGCAUCAUUGUGCAUGUGUGGAGUUGAUGUGAAAACUGUCCUCUUUUGUUGUAGUGACUUUGACACAAACUCAUGCGGCCCCACUUACCAAAAUGAGCAUUGUGUAAUUUAUUUACAUCCUCAGAUUGAGUUGCAUGGAUGAUAAAUGAUUUUAUGUUUUUAAUCAAUUUGGACCAAACAAUUGAAUACACAGUCACACAAUGCUGUUUCACCGUUUUCAAAUAAAUAUGAUUGAUGAGGCCACUUGUCCAUUAGCACUUAGUUUAGCUUAAGAGCAGAGUUGUGUUCGUCAUACUCAAACAAUUUUUGGAAAACAAUUCAACAAACAAGAAGGGCGCAAAGGGCCUCAGUUCAACUUUUGCAAAUUAGCAUGACCUGGAUCACUGACAAUCCACACAAGCAAAAAAAAAAACGUUUAAAUUUUUUUUUUGUGCAAGCGCAUUGGUAUUUUCCUUAUUGAAACUGUGAUAGUAAUUAGUGAUAACAAUAAAAAAAAAAAUUAGGAGACUAUUGUAUGAGCUUAACGAUAUGCUUCUCAGUUAACACUUGGUGUGAAACCUGAGCUGAUCCCACAGGCAGUGCCUUUUGUUUCCUGUGUCCAGUGAUAUCGCGACAUGUACCUAAUGCAUGGACGGUGUGUCGCGGUACACAGGUGCCUCGUUAUUUGUAUGUGUUCAAAUAUUUUUUUCUUUAAGGUGGUGACACACUCACCUUACACUCAUUUGUCAUUCCAACAAACCGUGUGCGUGUGUGUGAGACUGUUAUUUAUGUAAUUAUAUGCCCAAGGUUGGAGAUGUUAUGCUUUUUUGCAACUUAUUUUGUUUGACUUGAAGAUGGGUGAUGACCAUAUGAAUAGAGAUGUACAGACUAUCUGACUGAAAUAAAAUAAAA
Molecule: messenger RNA, 4220 nt
Organism: Syngnathoides biaculeatus (alligator pipefish)
Lineage: Eukaryota; Metazoa; Chordata; Actinopteri; Syngnathiformes; Syngnathidae
Gene: rassf5
Product: Ras association domain family member 5
Exons: 6
Coding region: 246-1772 (508 amino acids)
Biological process (GO): signal transduction
Cellular component (GO): nucleus
Source: RefSeq, a predicted model, not a curated record